AUGAAGCUUUUAUCUCCCUCUUCCACAGGCCAUUCGACACCCACAACCGGCAAAAUGGCAGAUUCUACGCCUGGUGCCCUUACACAAGGAACUCGCUUCGUCCAAAAUCUCAUCACAGGCCGCCAUGCGCUGUCCAUAUUCAUUCCCGUCGCGCUUUGGCUCGUCGACGCGAUUGGAACUUGUCUGAUCAUCUGGAAGGUCCCAUAUACUGAGAUUGAUUGGGUGGCGUACAUGCAGCAGAUCUCGCAAUUUCUUGCUGGUGAGCGAGACUAUACCAACAUCAAGGGCGAUACUGGUCCCCUUGUGUAUCCAGCUGCGCACGUCUACACUUUUACUGGGCUAUACUACGCCACGGACGAGGGCAAGGACAUCUUCCUGGCGCAGCAGAUCUUUGGCGUUCUGUACAUGGCUACGCUGGCAGUGGUGAUGAGUUGCUACUGGAAGGCCAAGGUCCCUCCUUACAUGUUCGUUUUCCUGGUCGCUUCGAAAAGACUUCACAGUCUUUUUGUGUUGCGAUGCUUCAACGACUGCUUCGCUGUUUUCUUCCUAUGGCUCACAAUCUUCUUCUUCCAACGCCGCAACUGGACUUUCGGGUGUCUCGCCUAUACCUGGGGCCUAGGAAUUAAAAUGACGCUGCUACUGGUCCUCCCUGCUGUUGGCACUAUCCUUUUCCUCGGCCGAGGCUUUUGGCCCAGUAUACAACUCGCAUGGCUCAUGGCACAGGUUCAGUUCCUCAUUGGAAUUCCAUUCAUCGUGAAGAACCCUCGUGGAUAUGCGGCUCGAGCCUUUGAGUUAUCUCGCGAGUUCAAGUUUCAUUGGACGGUCAACUGGCGCAUGUUGGGCGAGGAAGUAUUCCUCAGCAAGUCUUUUGCUCUAACGCUUCUUGCUUGCCACGUUGCAGCACUUCUUAUCUUCAUCUCUAAGAGAUGGCUUCAGGCGACUGGACGACCGCUCUCCGCCAUAAUCCCCUCCUUCUUGCGGCUCAAGUCCCCGUUUACUGAGCAGGAACACCUUCGAAUCUCCCACUACGUCACCCCUGAGUAUGUCAUGACGACAAUGCUCACUGCCAACCUCAUCGGCCUGCUGUUUGCGAGGUCGUUGCACUACCAAUUCUAUGCCUAUCUGGCGUGGGCCUCGCCAUAUCUUCUUUGGCAAGCCACGGGAGAUGUCUUCAUUGUGUCGGUUAUCUGGGCGGCGCAGGAGUGGGCAUGGAACACCUUCCCGAGCACCGACUUGAGCUCCGGUGUCACUGUGAAUGCGAUGCUCGCCACAGUCGUGCUGGUGUAUCUGGGGACAGCCAGACUUGCCAUUCCUGCAUUUCAGGCUAGGAAAAAUGGAGUGCCUACACAGGCUAGGAACAUCGAAGCGAAGAACAAAUAG
Molecule: messenger RNA, 1380 nt
Organism: Fusarium sp. VM40
Lineage: Eukaryota; Fungi; Ascomycota; Sordariomycetes; Hypocreales; Nectriaceae
Source: the annotation of a GenBank genome assembly